Molecule: messenger RNA, 3988 nt
Organism: Pectinophora gossypiella (pink bollworm)
Lineage: Eukaryota; Metazoa; Arthropoda; Insecta; Lepidoptera; Gelechiidae
Gene: Fa2h
Exons: 7
Coding region: 18-1031 (337 amino acids)
Biological process (GO): lipid biosynthetic process; fatty acid metabolic process
Cellular component (GO): membrane; endoplasmic reticulum
Molecular function (GO): fatty acid 2-hydroxylase activity; iron ion binding; heme binding
Source: RefSeq, a predicted model, not a curated record
CCCAUGCGCCCGUCACCAUGGCCGAGUUCCCCGUUAAGCUCGACGGUCAAACUUACGACCUUCAGAAGUUCCUAAAAGACCAUCCCGGCGGAACUAACACGCUUAAGAACUAUAAAGGAAGGUCUAUAUUAGAGGCUAUGAAGAAGUUCGGACACAGUGUCAGUGCGUAUCACAUGUUAAAAGAUUUUAAAGUUACGGAUAGUAAUCUAACUGGUGCUGUGAGUGAGAAUGGCAGGAUUAUCACGAAGGAGGAGGAGGAUAGGGAUGUGGCAGAGAUCGAAUUUUUGGAGAAACUUGAGAGCCAGCUGGACUGGUCGAAGUCUAUACUGCGACAAAUGGACAUCGUCGCGCCACACUACAACAAGUGGGUGAACAGUGCAGUCUACAGGAGAUGCAGGUUGUUCGAAAGCCCACUGCUGGAGAACCUAACGUAUUCACCGUGGUACCUCGUCCCGCUGUUCUGGGUGCCUGUCAUGCUGUACAUAGGAGUCACCGAGUAUCACCGACUUGUGCUGUGUUCAGAAGCAUGUGGCGGAGACCCGAUGUCGGUAUGGAGGUUCUGCGUGCAAAUAGCCCUGGGCAUGCUGAUGUGGACCUCGCUGGAGUACUCGCUGCACCGCUGGGUAUUCCACCUCGACCCUGGCACCAGCCUCAACAUGAUCAAGCUGCACUUCCUCAUCCACGGGCUGCAUCAUAAGACGCCGUUCGAUGGUCUACGGCAAGUCUUUCCUCCGUUCCCCGCAGCGAUCCUGGCCUGGGUCCUGUACACCCCCGCUAGUAUGAUAUUCACGUAUCCUCGACUACUCCUCGUUGGCAACCUCAUUGGAUAUUUGACCUACGAUAUGAUUCAUUACUACGUGCACCAUGGCUCGCCAAAAGACGGGACUUAUCUAUACGCAAUGAAGAGGUACCAUUCCAAUCAUCACUUCGUCAACCAUGACAAGGCAUUUGGCAUCAGCAGUAACAUAUGGGACCACGUAUUUAAAACGUUUGUACACGUAAGGAGGUUAGGUUUUAGUUUACAGUGGUGAUUGUUUUAGUAACAUAAUGGCCCCGAUUCCUGCAGACACCGCCUAAUUUUAACUUAUAUCCGUCAUUUUCAUAUCCGUCGAAAAGGAAAGGGAUGGAUGAUUCAUAGCUCUUAAUUUUAGGAAGAAUGAGUGAAUGAAUGAAUAACCCGGGCGAAUCAAAAGGUACGUCGCUGGUAUGCAAUCCGUUUGACGUGCUGUCUACUUAACUGUGUCGGGUUAUUGACGGAUGUAAAAUUUUUAGACGGUUGGUUUAGAUUUGUGCUUAAAAUUGACGUGUGUUCCAUUUUUAUGCUUGUCGAUUACCCGUCCCUUUCUUUUUCGGCGGAUAAGAAAAUGACAGAUAUAACUGAAAAUAAAAUUAGAUGGUAUUUACAGGAAUUAGCACCAUUAUUUAAAAGUGUUUUAAAGUGCUCUUAGGCUCACUACAGGCAGAGGCGGUAUCGGAAGCGAUCCGGGGAGCUGGUAUGUAAGUGUGUUAGGUAUGUCAUUUGUGUGAGUGAAUGUAUUUAUAGUUUGUUAUAUGAAUAGGCCGAUUUAUUUCAUUUUAAGCCCAGUGCACACAGAGGCGCGUACAGCGAACGUUAAGGGCUGGGGAGCGGGUUUUUUUUUGAAACCGGGAAUUUCUGUGUGAAGUCAUAAAACAUCCGGUCCGCAACGCUCCCAUUGUCGCCUCUGUGCGUAGGGCGCUUUAAGGUCACAAAGUGUAGUAUAGAAUCCCACCACAUGCAACACAUGUUUGAAAUGUUGUGUUUUUAAAAAGUAAGUCUUUAUGUAAAGACGGGAAUACACAUGACAGUAAAACGGAGCAGUAACUAUCAUGCCAGGUAGCUGGCACGUACCUACAUGAGCAAUAAGGCCGCCUGUUGUGCUUUUCUGUAUAAUAUGCUGUCCUUAUAUCUGUAUUUUGUGUCCAUUGUGCUCAAUAAAGUAUUUUAUCUAUCUAUCUACAUGUGCAAAAACAAAAUAUAGGUAGUGCAAUCUACUGAGGGACUGUCCAGGCCACGUUCCUUAAAAACUAUACAGGGUGUUAGUGACAUCGUAACGAAAACUUUGAGGGGUGGUUCAGGCCAUGAUUCUGAGUUGAUAUCAAGUAGAAAUUUCCGUCGCAAAAGUAUGGAUUGGAAAAUAAUUAAAAAGAAAAGAAAAACUUUCAUGAAUUUUUUGACACGAAAUUCCACUUGAUAUCAACUCAGAAUCAUGGUCUGAACCAUCCCCCUCAGUAUUCGUUACGGUGUCACUAACACCCAUACCUACUUAUAUGGCUACCGUAUGUACUUGUACGGGGUGUAAGUGUCAUCGUAACGAAUACUGAGAGGGAUGAUUCAUCUGAUUAUUCUGAGUUAAUAUCAAGUGGAUUUUUCCAUCGCAAAAGUAUAGAAUUGAAAAUAAUUAAAAAAAAAACUAAAAAAAUCAUGAAUUUUGCGACGGAAAAUUCCACUUGAUUUUAACUCAGAAUCAUGGUCUGAAUCAACCCCCUCAGUAUUCGUUACGAUGUCACUAACACCCAGUAUAAACAGCCUAUAUACCUCCCACUGCUGGGCACAGGCCUCCCCUCAAUCAACCGGAGGGGGUAUAAAAUUUUAUACAUUAUCGUUAAAUCUCAACAGCGCCAUAUACAGGGUGUUAAGUGACAUCCUACCGAAUACGAAGGGGGAUGAUUCAGACCAUGAUUCUGAGUAAAUAUCAAGUGGAAUUUUCCGUCGCAAAAUUCACGACUUUUUAAAUAUUUUUUAAAUUAUUUUCAAUUCUAUACUUUUGCGAUGGAAAAUUCCAUUUGACAUCAACUGAGAAUAAUCAGCUGAAUUACCCCUCUCAGAAUUUGUUACGAUGUCAGUUACAUGCACCCCAUACCAGUACAUACAGGUAGCCAUACACACCGUAACGAAUACUGAAGGGGCUGAUUCAGACCAUGAUUCUGAGUCGAUAUCAAGGAGUUAUUAUUUAUUCGUAGAUUUCAAGUGGAAUUUCCUGUCGGAAAAGUCAUGGAAAUUUUAGUAUUAUUUAAAAAUAUUUUCAGUUCUAUACUUUUGCGACGGAAAAUUCUACUUGAUAUCAAACCAGAAUCGUGGCCUGAAUCAUCCCUCAAAGUUUUCGUUACGAUGUUACUAAAACCCUAUAUACUACUUUUGGGGAAAUUAGUCCCUCCUAGCACGCCAGGUUCAAAAUUACAAUUGAAUAAUUCGAAUCCAUUCGUAUCCAUUUGUUUUUCCAACCUAUUCGAACGUAUUAUAGUUCAUAUCCGCCCAUCACUAGUGUAUUCUCGUCUAUGUUUGAAACUAUAUCUGUGAUGAUAUCUUGUGACACUAUUUGUAAGAUUAUGUCAAGGUAUAUUGUGUAACGUUAUCUUUUAUCUUUGUAUCGUAAUAUUGUAUUGAAGGUGCAUCCAAAUUGCGGUCGAUUGAGACCGAUCGAUGCCCUCAUCAUCAUUCCCCUAGCAUUAUCUCGUUUUUCACAGGGCUCGCUUACCUAACCUGAAGAUUUGACAAGUCCGGUUUUUAUAGAAGCGACUGCCUGUCUGUGACCUUCCAACCCGCAAAGGGAAAAAAACCGGCCCAAUAUAAGUUAGGUCACAUACCUCGGAAAUGCGGGUUUCAUCACGAUGUUUUCCUUCACCGCUAAGCUGGUGUUCGAAUCUGAUUGAAUUAACGUUUGCUCUACAUUGGCCGCAGUAUAGAUGCACUUUUAUGUUUCAUCAAAAUGUUAAUAAUGUACAGAUUUAUUGAAAUAUAGUGAUAAUAAAAUAGGUUACAUUAUAAUAUCUUUGUUAUUUUUACUACUUAUUACACACAACAAGUGCCAUUAUUGCAUUUUUCAUUGUUAAAUCGAUAUUUUUUUCCUGUAGGAAUGUUUCAGUAAAUGUAAAUUGACUUCUUAAAAUAGGCCUAACUACAAAGUAACAAAUAUGUAAUAUAUUUUUUAUUGACCAAAAGAAGGGAUUGCUUAAAUAAAGAAUGAUA